Molecule: messenger RNA, 1309 nt
Organism: Paramuricea clavata
Lineage: Eukaryota; Metazoa; Cnidaria; Anthozoa; Malacalcyonacea; Plexauridae
Source: the annotation of a GenBank genome assembly
AAACUGAAAAACAUGGACACGAGAAUAACAAACAUCGACACGAAACAGGAAAACAUGAACACGAAACAGGAAAACAUGAACACGAAAAUAGAGAACUUGCAAGCGAACGUGGAAGCAAAGUUCGAAGCGAUGAAUAAUGAAGUGAGAGGAAUGAAAAUGAGUUUAAAUGAAGUAAAAGAUGGCUUUGAUCACUUGAAAGAAGCAGUACUUGAGAAGAUAGAGAGCAAAGAAAGAAAGCAGGAGGAAAUCACAAGAGAUGUAAGUGGCACAGCGAGUGGCGGGAGAGAAAAUCAACAUAUAUUUGUUGCUGGUGGUGGCGGGAGAAACUCGGUAGAAAUAUUUAACUACCGUCAGAGAUUGUGGUCUUUAUUAAAGCCCAUGCCAAGCAAUCGUGACGAAGCAUCUUCAUUUGUUUACAAUAAUCAUGUGACUGUAGCGGGAGGGUAUUGUCGUGGUUCUAGUGUAGAUAACAUGAUCCAAAUGAAGAUUCACCCAGUCCCUGAUCUCUCAAUUAACUGGAGUGAUUUUGCUGCUAAACUCCCUACCAAGAUGUUUGCACACAGCAGUGUGGUAUACAAGGAUAGCUUGUUGGUUACUGGUGGUUAUAACGCAGAUCAACGUGUCUUCUCUGACUGUAUUCACGUAGUCCAACUUAAACCACCUUACACUGUUAAACUGGUAUCCAAGAUGCCUGAACCAAGAUUUCGUCACAGCAUAGUACUAUGUGAUAAUAGUAUUCUGAUCGUUGGGGGAACGAAAUCAGGGAAAUGCAAAGACAACCUCAGCAGUGUGUUAAGCUAUAACAUCAAGAAGAAUGAAUGUCAACAGUUACGUGCGCUUCCCUAUCCAGUGAGUGAAAUGGCGACAGUCAAGUGGGCUGAGAAUGUCGUGAUCAUUGGUGGGGCUGACAAGGAUGGUGAACCAUUAAACAAUGUUAUAAUUUAUAACAUCAAGACUGGAAACAGUCAUAUGUUGCCUCCCAUGUUACACAAGAGGAAAGAAUGCAUGGCAGUUGUUAUUGAGAAUACAAUUGUAGUACUAGGAGGCGAGGAUGAAAAAAGGAACGAUUUGAAAUCAGUUGAAGGUUUCAAUUUUGAGCGAUUUUCAUGGCAGGAACUUCCUGACAUGAAGGAAAAAAGAUGCUUGGCUACAGCUGUUGUGAUCUAGACAUACUUGUAUAUAUUAUGUACAAUAUUUGACAUAUACGUCAAAACUUUAUUCAGAUUUUAUAACAUAUGGAUUAAAGAACUGCCUUACUCUAAGCGCUACAAUGUUGUAAUAUAGAUAUCAUUGAGUAAAAAUUCAUGCC